CGUGGAUUGUGACGUUGCGUUGAACUGGUUUUACAGAAGGGGUCGACGGGCGUGUUAAUGUUGACGGAAGAGGAAAAGCGGACAUUGAUCGCGGAGGGGUAUCCAGUGCCGACGAAAUUGCCUCUGACGAAACAGGAAGAGAAGUCCCUCAAGAAAGUCCGUAGGAAAAUCAAGAAUAAGAUAUCGGCGCAGGAGUCCCGACGGAAGAAAAAGGAGUACAUGGACGGUCUGGAGAGACGCGUGACGAUGCUCACGAACGAGAAUUCCUCGUACAGGGACCGGUUAACGUCCUUGGAGGACACGAAUCGCGAACUACUGAAGGAACUUCAGCGUCUGCAGGCUCUCCUUCAACUGCAAGGCUCGUAGACGUCCUCGAGGGCUUGCAAACACUAUGAGCAAGACUAUGUUAUCGAGCAUGUUCCUGAUCCGUCGAAUCAGAAGGCUGCCCCUUGUCUUACCCUUGGCGCACUUUCCUUCGAUCCUCCUGGCAAUUUGCAGUUUUCUUCGACCGCGAGGGGAAUAGAGAAGAGAGAAAACGAAAACUGCAUUGUCGUCGAUGAAGAGAAUUGAUCGUCGCCAAUUUCCAAAUUUCCGACGAUCGCCCGAGGGGACAGUGCAAUCUUCCCUGUUCUACAUUCCUGAGCAAAAGUCUUCCCCUGAGCGUCAGUUGACCCGAUGAUCAGUGAAAACAUGUCUUCCUGGUUUCCCUGCGGAUUUGGGGAUCGGCGGAGGGUGAAAUUCAGCCGGCAGUGCCUUGAUUUCCAAAUUUCCAUCCUUCUUUCAUCGACGAAGAACUCGGAGCGAAUUUUCUUCUCUUGUUUUCACAAAAAGAAGAGAGAGAGAGAGAAAGAAAGAGAGAAACGCGAGGAAUAGUUGAAGAAAUUCGGAUUACUGAAGUCAAGAUACACACAAAGGAUCAAGCGUUGGAACUGUAUUUGAAUUUAUCAUACAAAGAGCGAGGAUUCUCCUUUCUUUUUCUCUUUCUUUUGUCUUCAUCUUGUCGAGGAGGACGCUUGCGAAAAUUGUUGACAAUUUGAACAGAGGGCGUCGGCUCUGUCCAAGCCAAAUUUCUUUGUUAUUCCAAAUUAGAACAGAAGCGAGACUUUCAACUGUACUUGUCGAUGAUUUUUAACUCUCCAACCCUUUUCCAACAGAAAUAAAACGAAAUUUUGCUUGGACACUGUUCGACAAAGAGCUACAAAGCUUCUAACAAGAUGUUUAGCGACAGAUCCGCGUCAACUGUUAAAGUAUUUAAAGAGCGCGUGUGCUUCAUUUUCGUAAACCCGUAAUUGACGUUUAUGUUCACUUGAAAGCGAUGAUGAUUCCUCCAUGUUCGUCCGAACGAUGCGAAAGAGUUGGAAAGUGAAACGAAAGGAGACAAAGGACGAGUUGAGAGGGCGUACGAAUAUUGAAACGAAAUGAGCGUUCAAAGUCGUGUUAACUAAAUAUAUAGUGCGUCACUGGUAACACACAGUAGUUAUAAUUAGCGAGAGAUAUUUUAUCGAGAACGAGAAAUUCGCCUAUUUCCUGCCGAGGAAGUUUGUUAAAUUAAUAUAUAUACGUAUGUUUAGGGACUCGUUCGUAGAUUAGGAUCGUCGAUUUGCGCAAGACGCAGAUUUGUAUAUUGUAUACAAGGGAAACGAAAUGUAUUGUAAAAUACAAGGGAACGUUGUUUCAUUCGGCCAGAAUGUUGUUU
Molecule: messenger RNA, 1696 nt
Organism: Frieseomelitta varia
Lineage: Eukaryota; Metazoa; Arthropoda; Insecta; Hymenoptera; Apidae
Gene: CrebA
Product: cyclic AMP-responsive element-binding protein 3-like protein 2
Exons: 2
Coding region: 58-366 (102 amino acids)
Biological process (GO): regulation of transcription by RNA polymerase II
Molecular function (GO): cAMP response element binding; DNA-binding transcription factor activity, RNA polymerase II-specific
Source: RefSeq, a predicted model, not a curated record